Messenger RNA from Eurytemora carolleeae, 915 nucleotides. RefSeq lists its product as uncharacterized. The coding region runs from base 1 to 858 and encodes 285 amino acids. The record is from RefSeq and is a predicted model, not a curated record. Lineage: Eukaryota; Metazoa; Arthropoda; Copepoda; Calanoida; Temoridae. The transcript has 2 exons.
AUGGUCUACAGAUCUACAGAUCUACAGAUCUACAGAUAUACAGAUAUACAGAGCUACAGAUCUACUGAUCUACAGAUCUACAGAUCUACAGAUCUACAGAUCUACAGAUAUACAGAUAUACAGAGCUACAGAUCUACUGAUCUACAGAUCUACAGAUCUACAGAUCUACCGAUAUAUAGAUCUACAGAUAUACAGAUCUACAGAUCUACCGAUCUACAGAUAUACAGAUCUACAGAUCUACCGAUACAGAUCUACAGAUCUACAGAUCUACAGAUCUACAGAUCUACCGAUCUACAGAUCUACAGAUAUACAGAUCGGGCAGAGGAGCGUGUUGUAAGUGAACCACCUUUAGGAGGUGCAUCCACACACAACGGUAUCCUUGAAUCUCCUUUAGGAGGUGCAUCCACACACAACGGUAUCCUUGAAUCUCCUUUAGGAGUUGUAUCCACACACAACGGUAUCCUUGAACCUCCUUUAGGAGGUGCAUCCACACACAACGGUAUCCUUGAACCUCCUUUAGGGGGAGCAUCCACACACAACGGUAUCCUUGAAUCUCCUUUAGGAGGUGUAUCCACACACAACGGUAUCCUUGAACCUCCUUUAGGAGGUGCAUCCACACACAACGGUAUCCUUGAAACUCCUUUAGGAGGUGCAUCCACACACAACAAUAUCCUUGAAUCUCCUUUAGGAGGUGCAUCCACACACAACGGUAUCCUUGAACCUCCUUUAGGAGGUGCAUCCACACACAACGGUAUCCUUGAAACUCCUUUAGGAGGUGCAUCCACACACAACAAUAUCCUUGAAUCUCCUUUAGGAGGUGUAUCAACAUACAACGGUAUCCUUGAAAGCUUCAUUUGAUCAAUAAUGUGACAGAUAUAAGAAUUUGUCAUCUAGCUAUCUCUUGUAUAUGAAUUA